GCCAGACCAGACCGAUCAUCUAACUGUGCAUCCCAACACGCCAUCCAUCCAAUUCAGCCAGAUCAAACCUACUAAUGUGAUGGAUGGUAUCCUCUUAACAAAUCUCACUAUCCAGUAAAAGGACAAAAAGCAAUUAGAAGAAGAACAGCAAAAUGGCGCCAAACAUCCGCCCAACCCUGAGUCGCAAAGACUCCAACGCCUCCGAAGACGACUUCUUCGACAUCCCCGACGAACCGCUCCUCGCAAUCCUCAAACGCCAACUCCGCCACGUCCGCACCUGGGUUGUCUUCGCCCUCAUCCUCCUCUACCUCUUCUGGCCCAAGUCCGACCCCCCGCCUUACCAGGCCGCGCCGCGCCAGUCGCACGUCGACUACGACCUCGUCGACUGGUCCCGGUAUGGCUACACGGUGUACGCGACGUCUAGCGCCUAUAUCUGUAAUGCGCUGAUGGUGUUCGAGGCGCUGGAUCGGCUGGGGAGCCGGGCGAAGCGCGUGCUGUUCUAUCCCGAGCAGUGGGAUGUGUUCAUGGAGAGCGAUCGCGGGAGGGACGAGUCGUUGUUGGUGGCGGCGGCUGAGAGGUACGGGGUGCAGUUGGUGCCUGUUGAUGCGCAGAUGAUGCGUGGGGGUGGAGAAUCCAACGAACCAUGGGACAAAAGCAUCACGAAGCUUCUCGCGUUUGGCGAAACCGAGUUCGACCGCGUAAUCCACAUCGACACCGACGCAACCGUCCUCAACAACAUGGACGAGCUCUUCUUCCUCCCGUCCGCGAAAGUAGCUAUGCCACGCGCAUACUGGGCCCUCCCGGACACAAAACAGCUUUCCGCCCUCGUCGUGGUCAUCGAGCCCUCCUACCGCGAAUACACCGCGCUAAUGGACAACGCCGGCGCAGCAAUCUACGGCCAAGUCGGCGUCAGCGAAACCACCCGGUACGACGUGUCUCUUCUAAACGACCGGUACGCGGACUCUGCGCUGGUGCUGCCGCACCGGCAGUACGGGCUCGUGUCGAGCGAGUUCCGCCGCGAUGACCACCGGAACUUCCUGGGCAAUGAGUACGAGGACUGGGAUCCGGAGCGGGUGCUUGCUGAGGCGAAGAUCGUGCAUUUUGCGGACGCGCCGCUGCCGAAGCCGUGGAUUAUGUGGCCGCAGAAAUUACUGGUCGAGACGCUGCCGAAGUGUAAGAUUAGUCCGGGGACGGCGCAGGAGAGUGGUUGUCAGGAUCGCCAGGUGUGGAGGGAUUUGUAUAAUAGCUUUCGUCGUCGUCGUCGGGACAUCUGCCGUCUCCUCAGCUACCCAGCCCCGGAAUGGCCCCCCAAAGACAACAACCAAGACGCGGAGAAACAGCCCAUUCCCGAGAACGAGGAGCAGUUCUAGCUCGGUCUUAUGUCAGUAUGAGUGGCGUUUGGAGAUAGGGAUGAUUGUUUAUAUGUGUUUAUACAUUGAUUUCUUAUACAUUGUGAUUAUAUGUCCACCUGGCUGUGGAUUGUUUUACUCUGGUUCUAUUAUCAUUGGAUUUGUAGUAUAGUACCUGUUAUUAUGGAAUAUCAUUUUUACGUGUUUGG
Aspergillus campestris IBT 28561 is the source of this 1558-nucleotide messenger RNA. Its product is annotated as nucleotide-diphospho-sugar transferase. Gene Ontology annotation, molecular function: glycosyltransferase activity. The transcript has 3 exons. The record is from RefSeq and is a predicted model, not a curated record. Lineage: Eukaryota; Fungi; Ascomycota; Eurotiomycetes; Eurotiales; Aspergillaceae. Bases 153 to 1370 code for a protein of 405 amino acids.